Messenger RNA from Triticum turgidum subsp. durum (durum wheat), 2688 nucleotides. The record is from the annotation of a GenBank genome assembly. NCBI's taxonomy places the organism in Eukaryota, Viridiplantae, Streptophyta, Magnoliopsida, Poales, Poaceae.
AUGAAGGCUCUCCAUCCUUUUGUCUUGCUCUCCUUGAUUUUUCUUCUACCACUAUCCAUCGGUAGUGUCGAUGGCUAUGGACACGGCGAGGCGUUGCAUGGAGAUGCGCUGGCCUUGCUCUCCCUCAAGGCCUCCCUCAGCUGCCGCCCCCACGUGCUGCGCUCGUGGCUGCCGGGCAAUGUCGCCUCCGUGUGCGAGUGGACCGGCGUCCGCUGCGCCGGCGGCAGGGUCGUCUCCGUCGACAUCGCCAACAUGAACGUGUCCACUGGCGCGCCCAUCACGGCCGAGGUGACUGGGCUCGCCGCGCUCGCGAGCCUCUCCCUCGCCGGGAACGGCAUCGUGGGCGCGGUGGCCGUGUCCGCGCUCCCGGAGCUCCGCUACGUCAAUGUUUCCGGCAACCAGCUCGGCGGCGGCCUCGACGGCUGGGACUUCCCGUCGCUCCCCAGCCUCGAGGUGUUCGACGCCUACGACAACAACUUCUCCUCCUCGCUCCCGGCCGGCGUGACGGCGCUGCCGCGGCUCCGAUACCUUGACCUCGGCGGCAAUUACUUCUCCGGGGUGAUACCCGCGUCGUACGGCGGGAUGCUGGCUCUGGAGUACCUGUCCCUCAACGGCAACAACCUGCAGGGCGCCAUCCCGCCGGAGCUCGGCAACCUGACGAGCCUCAGGGAGCUGUAUCUCGGGUACUACAACGCAUUCGACGGCGGCAUCCCGCCGGAGCUCGGCCGGCUGCGCAACCUCACCAUGCUGGACGUCUCCAACUGCGGCCUCACCGGGAGCAUCCCGUCGGAGCUGGGCGAGCUGGCCUCCCUCGACACGCUGUUCCUCCACACGAACCAGCUGACCGGCGAAAUCCCGCCGGAGCUCGGCAACCUCACGGCGCUCACCAGGCUGGACCUGUCCAACAACGCGCUCACCGGCGAGGUGCCGAGCACCCUGGCGUCCCUCACCUCGCUCCGGCUGCUCAACCUGUUCCUCAACCGGCUCCACGGCCCGGUCCCCGACUUCGUCGCUGCGAUGCCGCGGCUGGAGACGCUGCAGCUCUUCAUGAACAACUUGACCGGCCGCGUCCCGGCGGGCCUCGGCGCCAGCGCGGCGCUCCGGCUCGUCGACCUGUCGUCGAACCGGCUCACCGGCAUGAUCCCCGAGAUGCUGUGCUCCUCCGGCGAGCUGCACACCGCCAUCCUCAUGAACAACUUCCUCUUCGGCCCCAUCCCCGGGGCGCUCGGCUCGUGCGCGAGCCUCACCCGGGUCCGGUUCGGCCACAACUACCUCAACGGCAGCAUUCCCGCCGGCUUCCUCUACCUCCCGCGGCUCAACCUGCUGGAGCUGCAGAACAACCUGCUCUCCGGUCCGGUCCCGUCGAACCCGAGCCCGACCCUGACCGGUUCGGAGUCGCAGCUGGCCCAGCUCAACCUGUCCAACAACCUGCUGUCCGGGCCGCUGCCUGCCGCGCUGGCCAACCUCUCCGCUCUGCAGACGCUGCUGGUCAGCAACAACCGUCUCGCCGGCGCCGUGCCGCCGGAGGUAGGGGAGCUCCGGCUGCUCGUGAAGCUCGACCUCAGCGGCAAUGAGUUGUCCGGGCCGAUACCGGAGGCCAUCGGCCGGUGCGGGCAGCUCACGUACAUUGACCUCAGCACCAACAAGCUGUCUGGGCCGAUCCCGGAGGCCAUCGCCGGGAUACGGGUGCUGAAUUACCUCAACCUGUCGAGGAACCAGCUCGAGGAGUCGAUCCCCGCCGCGAUCGGGGCGAUGAGCAGCCUCACGGCGGCCGACUUCUCCUACAACGACCUGUCCGGCCAGCUGCCGGACACGGGCCAGCUGCGGUACCUGAACGAGACGGCGUUCGCGGGCAACCCGAGGCUGUGCGGGCCGGUGCUGAACCGGCCCUGCAACAUCAGCAGCGACGCCGGCGGGUCGACGGCCGUGAGCCCGCGGCGGGCGACGGCGGGGGACUACAAGCUGGUGUUCGCGCUGGGUCUGCUGGCGUGCUCGGUGAUCUUCGCCGCGGCGGCCGUGCUGCGCGCUCGGUCGUACCCCGGCGGCGGGCCGGACGGCGCGUGGCGGUUCACGGCGUUCCACAAGGUGGACUUCGGCAUCGCGGAGGUGAUCGAGUGCAUGAAGGACGGCAACGUGGUGGGCCGCGGCGGCGCCGGCGUGGUGUACGCGGGACGAGCCCGGUCGGGCGGCGCGAUCGCCGUGAAGCGUCUGAACGGCGGCGGGCGGCACGACCACGGGUUCCGCGCGGAGAUCCGGACGCUGGGCAGCAUCCGACACCGGAACAUCGUGCGGCUGCUAGCCUUCUGCACCAACGACCAGGAGGCGAACGUGCUGGUGUACGAGUACAUGGGCGGCGGCAGCCUCGGCGAGGUGCUCCACGGCAAGGGCGGCGGGUUCCUGGCGUGGGACCGGCGGUACCGGAUCGCGCUGGAGGCGGCGCGCGGGCUCUGCUACCUGCACCACGACUGCAGCCCGAUGAUCGUGCACCGGGACGUCAAGUCCAACAACAUCCUCCUCGGCGACGGCCUGGAGGCCCACGUGGCGGACUUCGGGCUGGCCAAGUUCCUCCGCUCCGGCGCCGGCGCGUCCGAGUGCAUGUCCGCCGUCGCCGGGUCCUACGGCUACAUCGCGCCAGGUACGUACGAACACGUCUCGUUACAUACACAUGUGCUGGUGUUUUGUCUCUAG